AUGUGGGCCCCGUGGGCGGCCGUGCUGGCCCUGCUGGCCGCGCUGCUCCGUGGCCGUGCCCAGCAUCCCGUGCGGCCCAGGCCCAACUUCGUCGUCAUCCUGGCAGACGACCUGGGCUGGGGGGAUCUGGGGGCCAACUGGCCGGAGACGAAGGACACGCCGCGUUUGGUCGUGGACUUCCACGCGGCCGCGUCCACGUGCUCGCCGUCCCGCGCCGCGCUGCUCACUGGGCGCCUCGGCGCCCGCAACGGUGUCACCCACAACUUUGCCGUCGCCUCACGCGGGGGCCUCCCCCUCAACGAGAGCACGUUGGCCGAGGUCCUGCGGGCGGCCGGGUACAGCACGGCGGCCAUAGGCAAAUGGCACCUGGGACACCAUGGUCGCUAUCACCCCAACUUCCGCGGUUUCGACUAUUACUUCGGGAUCCCGUACAGCCACGACAUGGGCUGUACGGACAGCCCCGGCUGCAACCUGCCACCGUGUCCCGCCUGCACUCGCCGCGCCGCAGUGCACAGCCGUGUGAGGAGAGACUGUUACACGGAGGUGGCCCUUCCCCUCUUCGAAAACCUUAGCAUCGUGGAGCAGCCCGUCAACCUGAGCAGCCUGGCGGCGCUGUACGCAGAGAGAGCUGCGCGCUUCAUGCAGCGAGCCCGAGCGCUGGGACGCCCAUUCUUCCUCUACGUGGCCCUGGCCCACAUGCACGUGCCACUGGCAGCCCCGUGUCCCGGUGCCUACGGAGCCGCCUUGCGGGACAUGGACGCGCUCGUGGGGAGCCUCAAGCACGCGGCUGACAGCGCCGGUGCAGGCAACACACUGCUCUGGUUCGCAGGUGACAACGGCCCCUGGGCGCAGAAGUGCGAGCUGGCUGGAGGCGUCGGGCCCUUCGUCGGCGCGUGGCAGCGCCCGCGAGGUGGCAGCUCAGCGAAGCAGACGACGUGCGCAGCAGCACCGCCAUGCUCAGGCCCCACCAUGGACAUUUUCCCCACGCUGGUGGCCCUGGCUGGAGCUGAGCUUCCUCCCAACAGGCGCUUCGAUGGCUUGGACGUGUCCCCGGUUCUCUUUGGGCACUCGGACAAGGGCCACAAGAUGCUGCUUCACCCCAACAGCGGGGCCGCAGGGAAGGACGGAGAGAUCGAGGCCCUGCGACUGGCUCAGUACAAGGUGUUCUACACAACAGGAGGAGCCCGGGCUUGCGAUGGGAGCGUUGGGCCUGCAGAGCAUCAUGAGCCUCCGCUCAUUUUCGACUUGAAUCACGAUAUCCAGGAGCAGGAGCCUUUGGACGUGGCAUCCAGGGAAUACCAGGCGCUGUUACCUGCAGUCCGCAGGGCUUACGCGGAAGCUCUUUGGGAUAUUGCAACAGACAACAUCUCGGUUGCAGAUUAUUCCCAGGAUCCUGCGGCGAUUCCCUGCUGCAGCACCCGGCACGUGGGCUGCCGCUGCCACCCAGGCCCCGCGGCCUGGUGGGACCAGGGCAUGGAGGCAGCAACGCAGCUCUGUGAUUACUCACCUCAUGGCUUGCGCUGA
This is a messenger RNA of Tinamus guttatus (white-throated tinamou), 1524 nucleotides long. The record is from RefSeq and is a predicted model, not a curated record. NCBI's taxonomy places the organism in Eukaryota, Metazoa, Chordata, Aves, Tinamiformes, Tinamidae.